CAAUCUCAGAGGCUCAACAAUGGCGGGCCUGAGCGUUCUCCUCGAAUCCCAAACCCCAUCCUUCCCAAAAUGCCCCCAGAUCAUCAGCAAAACGAACUUAAGAUCCCCACCUUCUUCUUCAUCCUCUUCCCAUUUUGCCCCCACGAGCCCUUUUCUGGAAUACUGCUACCUCUGCCGCCAGCGCCUCCUUGAAGGCAGAGACAUCUACAUGUACAGAGGGGACAGGGCGUUUUGUAGCGAGGAGUGCAGGUGCAAGCAGAUAUUUUUGGAUGAGGAGAGCGUGAGGAGGGCGCUGCCGCUUGGCCGGCGGCCUCCCGCGCCAGCUCGCGCUCCCGCCGCCGGAAAAAGCCGGCGGUGGCGAGGUUUGCUUAGCGUGGGGGUGGGGUGGAGUGUAAGUGUUGACGUUGCGGUGACCGAAAACGCCUUGGAUUGA
Asparagus officinalis (garden asparagus) is the source of this 433-nucleotide messenger RNA. RefSeq lists its product as uncharacterized. The record is from RefSeq and is a predicted model, not a curated record. NCBI's taxonomy places the organism in Eukaryota, Viridiplantae, Streptophyta, Magnoliopsida, Asparagales, Asparagaceae. The transcript is spliced from 2 exons. Bases 20 to 433 code for a protein of 137 amino acids.